Messenger RNA from Antrostomus carolinensis (chuck-will's-widow), 1098 nucleotides. It is a transcript of the gene RNF34, whose product is annotated as ring finger protein 34. The record is from RefSeq and is a predicted model, not a curated record. Gene Ontology annotation, molecular function: ubiquitin protein ligase activity. Gene Ontology annotation, biological process: protein K48-linked ubiquitination; proteasome-mediated ubiquitin-dependent protein catabolic process; negative regulation of extrinsic apoptotic signaling pathway via death domain receptors. The transcript is spliced from 5 exons. The coding region runs from base 12 to 1055 and encodes 347 amino acids. Lineage: Eukaryota; Metazoa; Chordata; Aves; Caprimulgiformes; Caprimulgidae. Gene Ontology annotation, cellular component: cytoplasm; plasma membrane.
GAGCUACUUCCAUGUGGGCUUCCUGCUGUGGAUUGCUGAAUGAAGUCAUGGGUACCGGAGCUGUCCGUGGCCAGCAGGCUGGCUUUGGGGGAGGUGCUGGCCCCUUCAGAUUCGCACCAAAUACCAACUUCUCAGCGUACCCGUCCCCAGCUGCGGCGAGCACUAACAUAGUUUGCAAAGCCUGUGGACUUUCCUUUUCAGUUUUUAGGAAAAAACACGUGUGCUGCGACUGCAAGAAGGACUUUUGCUCGGUUUGCUCAGUCUUACAGGAGAACCUCAGAAGAUGUUCCACUUGUCACCUGCUGCAAGAAACAGCCUUUCAGCGACCUCAGCUAAUGAGAUUGAAAGUAAAGGAUCUGCGGCAGUAUCUGAUACUCAGAAACAUACCAACAGAUACUUGCAGAGAGAAAGAAGAUUUGGUGGAUCUCGUGCUGUGCCACCAUGGGCUGGGCUCGGGGGAGGAUGUGGACGCUGGCAGUUUGCAUUCGUCACGGUCACAGACUUCGGGGUUUUUUACUCAUCCGUUUUCUAUGUCUGUAUCGGUGUCGCCGUCUCAAGGAGAACUUGCAAACAGAAGGGGAAGCACAGGAAAUGGAACAGCUUUACGGGGACAAACUGAAACAUCUCCUGUAAAUAAUGAAGAAGAGGAAAGUGCAGAAGAGCAGACCCCUGGAUUGUCCAGAAAACGAGCGAGGGCAUCUUUGUCCGAUAUCUCAAGUCUGGAAGACAUUGAAGGGUUGAGUGUUCGGCAGCUGAAGGAAAUACUGGCCUGUAAUUUUGUCAACUACUCAGGAUGCUGUGAAAAAUGGGAACUUGUGGAGAAAGUGAGCAGACUGUACAGAGAGAGUGAAGAAAACCACAAGACACAAGGGGAGAAGAUGCAGCUGAACGACAACGACGAUAACCUGUGUCGGAUCUGCAUGGAUGCCACCAUCGACUGCGUCCUGCUGGAGUGCGGCCACAUGGUCACGUGCACCAAGUGCGGGAAGAGGAUGAGCGAGUGCCCCAUCUGCCGCCAGUACGUUGUACGGGCCGUGCACGUCUUCAAAUCUUAAACCAGACCUAAAAAAGGGAUUUCUAUAGUCACCCUGCCAGGAU